AUGUCUCUCUUCCCACGAUCCAUCUAUGCAAACCAGGGCUUUGCACCCCUCUUUCGCCUUCUUGAGGACUUUGACACCUACCAAUCUGGCCAAUCCCAUUGCAGGGGCGGUGGUUUGCCGACCUUCCAGCCUAAGUUUGAUGUACGCGAAACCGGAGAUGCCUACCAACUCCAUGGUGAAUUGGCUGGAAUGAACAAAGAGGAUGUCCAGAUUGAGUUCUCCGAUCCUCAGACCCUAAUCAUUCGCGGGCGCGUCGAGCGCAAAUACACGUCUGAUGAUGCCCCUCUCACCGUCGAGACUAAGACGACUGGAGGCUCCAUCGAAGGAAACAAAACCCAUCAGGCGACUGUGGAGGACGAGGAUUCUGAGGUCGAUGGCACGAUCACCCCGGCCGAGAGUAUAGCGACAACCAAGGACGCCGCGCCCAAGGACAAAGCCAAGUACUGGCUCUCUGAGCGUAGCAUUGGCGAGUUCGCCCGGAGUUUCAACUUUCCUACUCAUGUUCAGCAAGACGCCGUCACUGCAAGCUUGGUAGAUGGAAUUCUGAGCGUGACGGUGCCCAAGCACAAGAAGACUGGCACGUACCGUAUCGCAGUCAACUAA
Messenger RNA from Parascedosporium putredinis, 603 nucleotides. The record is from the annotation of a GenBank genome assembly. Lineage: Eukaryota; Fungi; Ascomycota; Sordariomycetes; Microascales; Microascaceae.